This is a messenger RNA of Lasiosphaeria miniovina, 1530 nucleotides long. RefSeq names its product major facilitator superfamily domain-containing protein. Lineage: Eukaryota; Fungi; Ascomycota; Sordariomycetes; Sordariales; Lasiosphaeriaceae. The coding region runs from base 1 to 1530 and encodes 509 amino acids. The record is from RefSeq and is a predicted model, not a curated record. The transcript is spliced from 3 exons. Gene Ontology annotation, biological process: transmembrane transport. Gene Ontology annotation, molecular function: transmembrane transporter activity. Gene Ontology annotation, cellular component: membrane.
AUGGACAAGUCCGAGAACUCGGGAGGCUCGCCAAGACCUGGGGACGUCAAGACUCUCGAUCUUGAACGGCUCGGGCAACACAGGCAACCGGCAUUCCCGAAUCUAAUGUGCGAAAUUAUGUUUUGCAGUUCGCUGCUAAUCUCUAUGCUGAUGGCGGAAUAUUUCAUCUCCGGGUUCAAUAUCGUCUUACCGGAAAUUGUUACUGCUCUUUCUAUCCCCAAAGGCUCUCAGACAUGGCCGGCAAGCGUGUUUUCUCUCGUCACGGGAUCAUUUCUCCUCCCGUUUGGGCGGCUGGCAGAUAUCUACGGCGCCUAUAUUGUCUUCACGUUGGGAAUGGCUUGGUUCUGUCUCUGGUGUCUCAUUACCGGUUUUAGCCAUACCUACACCAUGCUCAUCGUGGCAAGAGCGCUGGGUGGACUUGGCCCAGCCGCCUUUCUUCCCGCCAGCGUCAUGCUGAUUAGCAAGACUUACUGCCCCGGUCCGAGGAAGAACCUCGUAUUUGGCCUGUACAGCGCCUUUGCACCUAUUGGUUUCUUUCUUGGCAUCAUUACGGGCGGCUUGACCGGCCAGUUUCUCUCCUGGCGCUGGUAUUUCUGGCUGGGAUCUAUCGUCUUGUUCCUCGCCUCUCUGAUUUCUUUCAUUGCCGUCCCCAAUGACAGAGCGGAGCUACAACUCGAAAACGAGAACGUCAAAAUGGACUACUGGGGCGUCGCAAUGAUUGUACCCGCGCUGGUCUUAUUGACAUUUGCAAUCACCGACGGCAGCCACGCACCAAAUGGUUGGGCCACUCCGUACAUAAUCGUUAUCUUUGUCUUGGGCAUAUUAUUUCUUGGCGGCGCCGUCUAUGUGGAGGGAUGGGUUGCGUCGCAGCCCCUUCUCCCAUUUGACUUAUUCAAGCCAAAGUACAUGAAAAGAUUGGCAGUGUCGCUCUUCUUUGCCUACGGGGUGUUCGGCAUCUACUUGUUUUACGCCAGUCUGCACAUUGCUAAUGUAAUGGGAGCCUCGGAGCUUGUGACCGCCGUUUGGUUUGCUCCAAUGGCAGCCGGCGGAAUUAUCCUAGCGACGAUUGGAGGAUUCACAUUACAUCUACUUCCAGGCCGGAUUUUGCUCAUCAUAUCUGGUGUUGGUAGCGUUGCCAGUGUCCUUCUCUUUGCCCUGAUCCCCGAAGGCGCCAACUACUGGGCAUUCGUGUUUCCAGCCAUGGUCGGGGCGACCGUGGGCGUUGACAUCACCUUUCUCGUAUCCAACAUUUUCAUCACUGCCAACGUGCCGAGACAUAGGCAAGGCCUUGCUGGGGCACUAAUAUACAGCGUUUUGUUUCUGGGAAUAAGCUUCUUCCUAGGUCUCGCAGACCUGGCGGUGUCCGAGAGCGAGAAGCGAAGCAUCAAGGACAGUCCCAGGAUUGCCUUUAUGUUUGCAAUAGCAUGCGCCGUGGUGGCGUUAUUAAUAUUUAGCACAAUUAGAAUUCCCAAGGCCGAGGCGGAUUCAACACCAGAGGAGUGUCUCACCAAGCCGGGGGACGAUAACUAG